This is a messenger RNA of Spirodela intermedia, 3237 nucleotides long. NCBI's taxonomy places the organism in Eukaryota, Viridiplantae, Streptophyta, Magnoliopsida, Alismatales, Araceae. The record is from the annotation of a GenBank genome assembly.
AUGGUGGCUCGGGGCGUCAUCACGGUGCCGGCAGCGGGGGAAAUGAUGACCUCCGGUGCCAGCGGCCGCAUCAUCCCGGUCUGUAGGGAUGUUGGCCGUUCGGUGCUCUCACGACAGUUCCUCCUGCGCGUUUAUCUCUUCCUCCACUCCUUGUUCCUGUGGUUCCUUCUUCUACGUCAGCUCACGCACAGGCCGAUCUCCGCGAAAGUCUCCGUCUCGUCCCCUGCUUCGUCCCCCAGGAGGCGAGGGGGGUUUAGGAAGGGAAGGAGAGAUGAGGAGGAGGACACCGUGAGGAGGAGAGCCUUGGCGGAGGGCCUAUCGAUGGUGCAUCCGUCGGAUGGCGUGAUCAGUUCUUGCGUGUGGGAGACGUCGGUGCAUGUCGGGCCGAGUAAGAGCACCCUCUUCUGCCGAUCCUGGCGCCCGGCAGUUGGAGACAUGAAGUGAGGACAUGAUUUUCAUUUUCGCUUCUCCAUCAUGCUGUGAUUCGUCUUUAUUCCGUAAAAUAUGUUAGGGGGCAUAAUUCCUUCCCCUGUAUUCCCGAUUAUUUUGGUAAUUCCAUCUGUGAUCUACCUCAAAGUUUCAGUUUUAAGUUUUUCUUCCCACUUUACCUUUAAAUCCGCUGUAAUGCGCAUAUUCGCCCUUCGGUUGCAGAUGAGUUAUUUUUGCGGAAUAAACCAGGAUGAAUAUUGAUUUGGCCAUCCAGUCUGCAGAUAAUUUCAUAAUGAAAAUAAUCCCGGAAAGCAGACUUUUUUAAUGUUCCGUAUGCUUUCGUAGGUGUUUGCAUUAAAAAAUAGUUUCACAGAGAGAAGAGGUUUAUGAAAUGAGGCCCAAAGCUGCCGCAAGUGCGCAUGUCUUUUCUUGUCACAUGUUUCAUUGAGGUUUCCUCAUUUUUAUCUCAAUAAUUGUCCCACAUAGUUAUUUCAGUCUCUACACGUUGAUAAUUUCCUUUAUGGCUCAUGGAUGUUGCUGAACCAAUUUGAUUCCUAAGGCUUUAAAAGAGUGUAUGCUGAUGCUGAUAUCUAAAUAAGAUUAUUCCGUAUAUUAUGUGUUUCGUCUAUAGGCUUCCCCAUGUUCAUUGUUAGAUUUUCUGUCGAAUUCUGGGCUUCAUGUUGAACCUUGUUAAAAACCACGUUGCUAAUGUAAAAUAUGCCUUACUGUCUCCCACUCUGAUCUGGACAGAGUUGUGGAUGGAACAUUCGGCGUGUAGCUCUAUAAAACUGUUAGAAAUUGUUAACAUAAUAUUUCGUCACAUUCUGGAAUGAAACUCAUGUUGUCAAGGUUUUAAUUGAUAUUAGUUUUUUGUUAUCAUUAUAAAAUUUUAAUAAUAUGGUUCCUUUUCCUUUGCAGGGGCAUUAUGAUCAUUAUUCAUGGGCUAAAUGAGCACAGGUAAAUUUACGGAUAUAAGUUAGCAUGGCAAUGGGUUUUUCAAAUCCGAAUAAGAAUAGUUGUUCAUAUGCUUUUUGUGCAUAAGAAUGAUUCUUACUGUUUUCAUUGCCUGUCUCAGUGGAAGAUACGCUCCGUUUGCAAUGCAGCUGACUGCGCAAAGCUUUGGGGUUUAUGCAAUGGACUGGAUUGGUAUGCAUUCUUUCUAUUAUAUUUUUAUUUUCUUGUUUCCCAAACAAGUCUCCCGCCAGUACUUGCACUUCCUUCUUCAAGGACUUUCUGCCUACAUCGACCUUUGACAGGUCACGGCGGAAGUGAUGGACUUCAUGGAUACGUACCUUCCCUUGAUCAUGUUGUUGCCGACACUGUAAGUUCUUCUGGAAAUAGUUUUUAGCUAUUUGACUGUAUAAUCUCUACCAUAUUAAUCUGCCACACCUUGUAUAAUUUCUUAUCUUCGAUAAACAAGAUAACCCAUCUAUUCUUAACCCACAAGUAAUACAACGGGAAGUAUUUAGAUAAGAUCUGGUUUACGCGUCCUUACAUUUUUGUUGUUUUCGUCUCUGACCAGGGAUCAUUCUUGGAGAAGAUCAAAUUAGAAAAUCCGGGCAUACCAUGCUUCCUUUAUGGCCACUCCACUGGGGGAGCCGUCGUUUUGAAGGUAACCUUCUAUUUACGGAUCAUCUUCUGUCACCUUGUCUUUCUUUCCCCUUACGUCAUUUUAUAUUGUAAUUGCAGGCCUCUUCACACCCACAUAUUGAGAGCAUGCUGGAAGGAAUUAUUCUCACAGCUCCUGCGCUACGUGUGAAGCCGGCUCAUCCAAUAGUUGCGGUAAUUUAUUUUCAAUCUUUCAUUGUUUAUUGCAUGAAAUCAGAGGACUUGUUGCGCUAGUGAUACCUGCCCACUUUAUUAAACCUAGAUUCCCGCCUGGCAACGUAAGCAGCUGAUUCAUUUUUACAGCUUAGACCGCAUCUAUAUAAGUAUUAGAGAGUUGCAACCCCACGAGGAUACUGAUUAGAAAAUUCUUGUCCCUAAUUAAUGAACGGCGUUCCUCGGAUUGAAGUCCUGCUCCCACUUGCAUGUAGCCUCAUUAAAGGUUUUUACUCUUGUCAAAAUUGCAUUUUUUUCAUUCAACUUCAUCGAGCUAUUUCCAUUCCUCUUAGAUUAGAACUCAGUUUCCUUGACUCUGAGUUCGAUAAUCUGGCCACUGGACUCUGCCUCUAUUUCAUAAGACCCCUGCAGACCUAGAAAGACCAGGAUUUGUGAGAAAAAAAAUAUAAAUAUCAUGUUUAAUUAUAUAUAAUGCCUUAUUCUCUACCGAAAUUAAUCUAAAUCCUGAGCACGAAACAAGAAUAACUGCGGUUUUCCCCGCAACUCCGUCUGGAUUCUGCAGUUGUGUGCUCAAAUUCACGGUCUCAAAUGGCAUCCAUGCAGGUCAUUGCUCCGGUUCUCUCUGUUUUUCUUCCCAAGUUCCAGUUCAAGGGGGCCAACAAGAAGGGAAUCCCGGUCUCCCGGGACCCCGCUGCCAUGCUCGCAAAGUACUCCGACCCCCUCGUCUACACUGGCCCAUUAAGGGUCCGCACAGGAUACGAGAUCCUCCGCAUCUCCACCCACUUGAUGCAGAACCUGAAAUCGGUCACCAUCCCCUUUCUUGUUCUCCACGGCACCGCCGACGGUGUGACAGACCCGCUGGCCUCGCAGGACCUGUACAGCGAGGCAGCCUCAGAGCACAAGCACAUCCGUCUCUACGAGGGUUUUCUCCAUGACCUGCUCUUCGAGCCCGAGCGAGAUAUGGUCGGCGCCGAUAUCAUUCAAUGGAUGGACCAGAUGCUGCAGCGGAGGAUGGCCGAGGAGUGA